This is a messenger RNA of Verticillium dahliae VdLs.17, 860 nucleotides long. Its product is annotated as PIG-P domain-containing protein. The transcript has a single exon. Bases 87 to 860 code for a protein of 257 amino acids. Lineage: Eukaryota; Fungi; Ascomycota; Sordariomycetes; Glomerellales; Plectosphaerellaceae. The record is from RefSeq and is a predicted model, not a curated record.
GACGGCGACCGAAGGAAACAUUGGAAACCACAGCUCUCUCGCCCAUCUCUGCAAUCACUCAUUGGCAGCUGCCAUGCCAUCCCGCCAUGUCUCUCUACUCCGAAGAUGAGGAUCGCGUUCCUCCGGAUACCUUCUCCGAUUCCUCUUUCACGGCAUCGAGCCUCAGCGGCUCCGAUAGCGGCAGCUUCAGCGGCAGCGAAGACGACGAAUCCCCUCCUCUCCCCGUGCUCACCAACUACUUCGCGCCGCCCUUCUACGGACGCCCACCGACGCCCUUGCCGCCGUCGCCGUCCCUGACGUCGCUCCUGCGCCCCUCGCGGCCGACGACGCCCGAUCCCUCCGACGAUGACAUUGAGCCCGUACCCCGCGCCUCGCCCAAGGUGCCGACCUACGAAUACUAUGGCUUCGUCCUGUACCUCUUCUCGACGCUGAGCUUCCUCGUCUACCUGCUGUGGUCGUACCUGCCGUCGCCCUUCCUGCACGUCCUCGGCAUCUACUACUACCCGAACCGCUGGUGGUCGCUCGCCAUCCCGGCGUGGAUCACGAUGCUGCUGGUGUACAUCUACGUGGCGCUGGCGGCGUACAAUACCGAGGUCAUGACGCUGCCGAUGGCGUCUGUCGAGACGAUUGUCGACGACACGGCGCAGGUGGCUGUCAUUGACAGCAAGGGCAGGAUACGGCACGGUGCAAAGAGGAGACAGAAAGACAAGAGGGAUCGCAGGAUCAACGGAGGGCCAGGACUGAACUGGAAGGAGAUUUGGAACGAGGGUACCGACGCUGUCAUGGACGUCCCGCUGGCAGGAGUUUGUGAGGUGCUCUACGGGGAUAUCGAUGUGGGUGACGGGAACGGACUGCUAUGA